AUGGAAGAACCGGUUUCGACUUCGCGACAGGCAGUUCAAGUGUUCAAACCAGACGCUGGUCCAUCCACUAAAGAGCCACUUCUGUCUUCAUCACCGGGGUUUGGCACACCGGCAUACCCAAUUGUUAGUCGACCACCAGGUAUAAAACAGGCAUUUGCGCCGCCACUGAACACUACGACGAACAAUGUUCCUACUGUUCUACCGAUCCUCCUUCCACCUCAGACCCUUCGACCCGUUGCAUUUAGAACCCUCACGAAGAAACAUAACUUGACCCUGACCUCGUCAGGACUGGGCCUCCUCUCCACGUUUGUUGGCAAAUUUUGUGGCAGCGGAUGGCGGGAAGAGGGCCUUGCAGAACGCGUUCUUGAUGAGAUCGCAAAGCAAUGGAAGAGGAACGGAGGCGGGCUCAUUGUCGAAGAUGGGCCGGAGAAGAAAUUGUCCCGUAUUCUCAAGACUUUGGAACCAUGCAUGUUUGACGGGCGACUGGACACGGGGAUGCUGUCUCGCCGUAACGGCUCGGUGGCGAGUCCGAACCGAUCACGGACCGGCUCAUUUAGUAGUCGGCCUGAAGCAAGCAGAGACCACCAUCAGACGAGUCUAGGGGUCCCAGGCCUCGACGCGGAAGAAAAUGGCGACAUGGGCGAGGAUAAUGCGGCAGAAAUACAACUUGAUGCGCGCUCAUACCUAAAGGUGAUUUCUGCAUUUGAGCAGCCCCGUCUCAUAUACUCGACGUCCAAGAAAACUCUGGAGCAUAUGUCUGGAUCCGCAAGCCUGCUUCCUCCUAUCCAACACAAGAUAUCAAUGUUCAAGAACCGAUACAACCUAGUCCACCAGCGGCUAAUGAGAAACGAAUCCUUUCAGUCGCCGGCAUUCUCAAUUACUACACGGCCACCGAGCUUGAUGCAUUCCGGGAGCAGUGUAACAACUCUCCAACAAGCAUAUAAAAUUACUCCCAUUUCCAACCUCCUGGGCCGAUCAGGGUCACCCCAUCUCCUCCUCGGCAUGCUCGUCCAUUCAGCAGCAGGUGACCUUGCCUUGACAGAUCUUUCGGGGAGCGUGGUUCUUGAUAUAUCAACCACCCGCCCGGUCCCCGAGGAUGGAGCAUGGUUCUGUCCAGGAAUGAUUGUCCUGGUCGAGGGAAUAUAUGAAGAAGAUGGCUCUCACAGUUCGAAUCUUGGUCCGGCCGCAGGUGUGGGCGGCCAGAUCAAAGGCCAUUUCCUCGCCGACACCAUGGCUGGGCCUCCUGCAGAACGGCGUGGACUCACCAUCGGGUUAUCGGAUGGGCAAGACUCAGAAAAGGCGCGUACAAACGUUGGGGCCGGUUUCGGCUGGAUUGACUUCCUGGGCGUAGGAAGUGAAAAGGCAGUCGGCUCCCAAAUGCGACGAAUUCGGAGACGUCUUUUUGGACCACCAGCCUCCCUGCACGAUAUAGACGAAGAGGAAUCUCAGCCUCCACGGACCAAAAUCGCCAUACUGGGAGAAUGCAAUCUCGACAGCCCCCGGACCCUUGAGGCUAUCCGUGCGAUUCUAUCCUCGUACAGCAACUCCAGCCCGGAUGCUUCUGACCUCCCGCUUUCCAUGGUAAUGAUGGGGAACUUUGUCUCGGCAGCCUGUAUGGCUGGCUCUACCAAAGGUGGUGGAAGCGUGGAGUAUAAAGAACAUUUCGAUGCUCUGGCCUCCGUGCUUUCAGAGUUCCCCUCUCUGUUGUCCAAUAUAACAUUUGUCUUCGUCCCGGGCGACAACGAUCCAUGGGCAAGUUCAUUCUCGGCUGGCGGCGCAUGUGUACUUCCUCGGCAGGGAGUUCCAGAGUUAUUCACCUCGAGGAUUCGAAGAGCUAUGGUGACGGCAAACGCAGAGAGCAGAAGAGGCGACAAGAACGUGCCCGCUGGAGAGGCGAUCUGGGCUACCAACCCAGCGAGAUUGAGUCUGUUUGGGCCAUUGGAGGAGAUCGUCCUGUUCCGAGAUGAUAUCGCAAGUCGGUUCAGGAGACAAGCCAUCACCUUUUCCAAACCUGAAGGCGACGAUGUCGGUGGAGACGAGCGGAUGGGAACGCGACCCACAGCGCCAGAAUGCCCGAACACUGACGGCAUGGAGCUCGACGAUCACAGCAACACUACCGAAUGUCUUGACAAAAUGGUCCACGAGGCAACCUCACACCUCCCAUCCGCUACGACUGCCACGACGAAACCUACCAGCCACACGACGCCAGCAGCGAGGAAACUGAUCAAAACCCUUCUCGAUCAAUCUCACUUAGCGCCCUUCGCACAUUCUAUCAGACCUGUGUUUUGGGACCACGCGGCUGCGCUGUCCCUGUACCCGCUACCCUCGGCGUUGGUGCUCGCGGACUCGGAAAUGCCAUUAUUUGCCAUCACAUAUGAGGGAUGCCAUGUGAUGAAUCCAGGAAGGGUGGUCGAUGAGUUGGGAAAUAGUCGACGUGCGGCGCGCGGGACCGGCAUGGGCAGAUGGAUUGAGUUUGAUGUUAAGAAAGGGAGGGGCGAGGCGAGGGAGGUGAGGUUCUGA
Molecule: messenger RNA, 2520 nt
Organism: Rhinocladiella mackenziei CBS 650.93
Lineage: Eukaryota; Fungi; Ascomycota; Eurotiomycetes; Chaetothyriales; Herpotrichiellaceae
Exons: 1
Coding region: 1-2520 (839 amino acids)
Biological process (GO): DNA-templated DNA replication; error-prone translesion synthesis
Cellular component (GO): epsilon DNA polymerase complex
Molecular function (GO): DNA binding
Source: RefSeq, a predicted model, not a curated record